CUGAACAUUCGCUGCAUCGCGCGCACAGGCAAUCUGCUCCCUCUUCCUCUUGGCUAGCCAACCUUCGUGGCCAGGAGCAAAGGCGGGGGCGGCGAGCGAGGAUGCUGGAGAGCCGGGCAGUGAUCGGGGACACGGACAUGCUGCAGGCGAUGCAGCAGGAGGCGCUGCAGCUGGCCGGGAAGGCGCUGGACUACUUCGAGGCCGUCGACUCCACCGAGAUCGCCCGGUUCAUCAAGAAGGAGUUCGACCGGUCGUACGGGCCCGGCUGGCAGUGCAUCGUGGGCACCGACUUCGGGUCCUUCGUGACGCACCACUCCGGCUGCUUCAUCUACUUCGGCAUCGGCAACCUGGCCAUCCUGCUGUUCAACGGCGGCUACGGCGCGGCUCCUCAGGGGGCCGCCGGUGAGAAGGCGCGGCUCACGGCGGCGAAGGCCGCUGUCGAGGCGUGAGGGAAUGUUAUGAUCACUUACUGUGGACUUUGCGGUGUCACUGUACGGCUGUGCCCGCAAGUAGCCCGUGCUUACAAGGGGAUGAUAGUGCAGUGAUCAAACAUGCAAGUCCUCACCUGGUAAAAAUUUUUGUUCUCGCGGCAUGUCUGCUGGGUAAACUAGAAGAAAGCGAUGGCAAAUACGCUGUAGAAAUUCACAUGCAUUUUCAUUUUCGCCAGCGUCUAGUGGGGCUUUUGUCUAA
This is a messenger RNA of Panicum virgatum (switchgrass), 690 nucleotides long. RefSeq names its product dynein light chain 1, cytoplasmic-like. Gene Ontology annotation, cellular component: dynein complex. Gene Ontology annotation, molecular function: dynein light intermediate chain binding; dynein intermediate chain binding. Gene Ontology annotation, biological process: microtubule-based process. The transcript is spliced from 2 exons. NCBI's taxonomy places the organism in Eukaryota, Viridiplantae, Streptophyta, Magnoliopsida, Poales, Poaceae. The coding region runs from base 102 to 449 and encodes 115 amino acids. The record is from RefSeq and is a predicted model, not a curated record.